Eucalyptus grandis is the source of this 2187-nucleotide messenger RNA. Its product is annotated as transcription factor TGA1. Gene Ontology annotation, biological process: regulation of DNA-templated transcription; DNA-templated transcription. The transcript is spliced from 11 exons. Bases 607 to 1770 code for a protein of 387 amino acids. Lineage: Eukaryota; Viridiplantae; Streptophyta; Magnoliopsida; Myrtales; Myrtaceae. Gene Ontology annotation, molecular function: DNA-binding transcription factor activity; sequence-specific DNA binding. The record is from RefSeq and is a predicted model, not a curated record.
GGCUGGUGCGCCCAUCUCCGAUCGCUUUGCUUGCUUCCUUAUGAAAACUCUUCUCCUUCACAGUGGGAACAUCGAGACCCGUCUUCUUUUUUAUCAGCUGAUAAGCCUACUAAAGGCCGGAAGAGUAUCUUGCUUUUGAUCACUCCUUUUGUUCCUUUCUUGAUAAUUGUUGCUCUGGCCAUUAAUUUAUCAUUAUUGGCCUUGCAUUUGCUUUAUGGUUUUUUGUUUGCUUUUGGAGGGACCAGCAACAACGACCCUUGGAGGACCUGGGGGAGUGGUCCGAUAUAAAGCCUCUUCUUUUAGUACUCCCCCAGUCCACCACCACCACAGCACCUGCGCUUUCUUGAGUUUUUUUGCCCUCUGUAGUUGCACGCGAAGAAGCGCUGAGUUCUUGGUCAAAGUCUAGCAGUUUCGGGUUCUCCAUCAAUCGAGUCGGAGUGGGAGUAAGCAAAUUGUUUUGGGGAGCUAGAUUAUUGAAGGAUGCUGUGAAACAGUUCCGGUGAAAUAAGCCAAAUCAGAUUCUUAUUCAUCCCUCCGGUGAUGUAGCUAAUUAACAUAAAAUGAGCACAAAUGGUUUGCUGAAGUUUGACCAAAGUCUUUAGUGAGAUGGUUGCUGUCUCCCCGUUCUCCUCCAAACAGAUGUCUGAUCAAAUAACUUACUUGACCGCCAGUAUGAACUCUCCUUUAGCCCAGCUUGUUAACCCAAGAAGGAUGCACACCUACGAGCCAUUUGACCAGUUCCCCAUGUGGGGAGACACCUUCAAAGCUGACAAGGUCAAAAAUCUCGAGGCAUCGUCAUCUGUGAUCGUGCAUGCAGUAGAUGAUGGAUUGGACAAGAAGUUUGAAUAUGUUUCUCAUGAAUCGGCAGAAAAUUCCAGCUCCAGGAGCGAUCAAGAAGCAAAUAGACCUGACAAGGUACAGAGACGUCUAGCACAGAACCGUGAAGCUGCUCGAAAAAGCCGUCUGCGGAAAAAGAAAUAUGUACAACAACUAGAAUCAAGCCGCUUGAAGCUAGCACAGUUGGAGCUGGAACUCGGGAGAGCUAGGCAGCAAGGGUUGCUCUUGGGAAAUGGAUUCGACGCUACUCACUUCGGAUUCUCCAGAACAGUCCACUCGGGAAUUGCCACAUUCGAGAUGGAAUAUGCACACUGGGUCGAAGAGCAACAAAGAAAGACUUGUGAACUUGGGACUGCGCUGCAAGGCCAUGUAGGCGAUGUGGAGCUUCGAUUCAUGGUAGAAAGCAGCUUGAAACACUAUUAUGAACUUUUCCGCAUGAAAGCAGAAGCUGCCAAGGCCGACGUAUUCUUUUUGAUGUCCGGCGCAUGGAGGACAUCAGCAGAGCGGUUUUUCCUUUGGAUUGGAGGAUUUCGUCCAUCGGAACUGCUGAAUGUUCUACUGCCACAAAUUGAGCUCUUGACCGAAGAGCAGAUGCUGCAAUUGUGCAACCUCCGACAUUUGUCCCAGCAAGCUGAAGAGGCUCUAUCUAAAGGAAUGGAAAAACUUCAGCAGAAUUUAGCUCAGGAAGUCGCCGAUGACCAACUAGGCGCAGGGAAUUAUAGCUCUGAGGUGGCUGCUGCUAUGGAGAAAUUGGGAGCAUUGGAGGACUUUGUGAGCCAGGCGGAUCAUCUUCGACAGCAGACUAUGCAGCGGACGUAUCUCUUUCUAACCACCCGCCAAGCAGCCCGUGCAUUGCUCGUCCUCGGAACAUUUUGGCACCGCCUUCGUGCACUGAGCGCUCUGUGGACCACCCGUCCUCAGGAUCCCGCCUAAGCCAAUCGACUCCAGGACAGCGUUUCAGGAAAAGAAGGCCUUCAUUGCUGGAAAGAGUCCCCUGCGAGCGAGCAAGGCAGGAACUAAAACUUGCUGCUGUCAGUUCUGUUAACUGCAUCGGAUGUGCCUACUGUAAUCAAGGACUCCCAAGUUCGGAUCAUUGUGAAUAUAGCGAUAAGCUGCGCAUGCGAUAAAUAGCUAGGCACGGUAGUUCUUCCGCGGCGCGCGAUGUUAUUGUAUACAUAGUAAAUGUCUUUCCAAUGACGCUCGCAUUGCAGGCUUCAUUUGAAUGGAGUUUGCAGCAUGAUUCGGCUUGUGUAAAUUUCUGCUAAUUUGAAAGUAGUUGCCCGGUGUUGUUGUAUCUGAUGGAAGGAAACUCCCAAUCAUUAUAUCGAGUACAACCUUUUUUUUUUUUUU